GGAGCCGCCGCCGCCGCCGCCGCGAUGAAUUCGGCUGAGCAGACCGUUACGUGGCUCAUCACCCUGGGCGUGCUGGAGUCGCCCAAGAAAACCAUCUCGGACCCAGAGCUCUUCCUGCAGGCGUCGUUGAAGGAUGGGGUGGUCCUGUGCCGGCUGCUGGAGCGCCUGCUCCCUGGGACCAUCGAGAAAGUGUACCCGGAGCCGCGGACCGAGAGCGAGUGCCUGAGCAACAUCCGCGAGUUCCUGCGCGCCUGCGGGGCCUCCCUGCGCCUGGAGACAUUUGAUGCAAAUGAUUUAUAUCAGGGGCAGAAUUUUAACAAGGUCCUCACUUCCUUAGUGACUCUAAAUAAAGUAACAGCAGACAUUGGACUGGGAAGUGAUUCCGUGUGUGCUCGGCCCUCUUCACAUCGGAUAAAGUCUUUUGAUUCCUUGGGAUCCCAGCCUUCACACAGUCGGACUUCAAAAUUGUUCCAGGGCCAGUACCGGAGUUUGGACAUGACUGAUAAUAGCAACAAUCAACUGGUAGUACGAGCCAAGUUUAACUUCCAGCAGACCAAUGAAGAUGAGCUGUCCUUCACGAAGGGUGAUGUCAUCCAUGUCACGCGAGUGGAGGAAGGAGGCUGGUGGGAGGGCGCACACAACGGCAGGACCGGCUGGUUCCCCAGCAACUACGUGCGUGAGGUUAAGCCCCGUGAAAAGCCUGUGUCACCCAAAUCAGGAUCAUUGAAGAGCCCUCCCAAAGGGUUUGACACAACUGCCAUCAACAAGAGCUAUUACAAUGUGGUGCUACAGAAUAUCUUAGAAACAGAAAAUGAGUAUUCUAAAGAGCUGCAGACUGUGCUGUCCACCUACCUGCGGCCCCUGCAGACCAGUGAGAAGUUAAGUUCAACAAACACUUCAUAUUUAAUGGGAAACCUAGAGGAGAUAUGUUCUUUCCAACAAACACUUGUACAGUCUUUAGAAGAAUGCACCAAGUCUCCUGAGGCCCAGCAGAGAGUUGGAGGCUGUUUUCUGAGCCUUAUGCCACAGAUGAGGACCCUGUACCUCGCCUACUGUGCCAACCACCCAUCUGCCGUCAGCGUCCUCACAGAGCACAGCGAGGACCUGGGGGAGUUCAUGGAGACAAAGGGCGCCAGCAGCCCUGGGAUCCUCGUGCUGACCACGGGCCUCAGCAAGCCUUUCAUGCGCCUGGACAAGUACCCCACACUGCUGAAGGAGCUGGAGAGACACAUGGAGGAGUAUCAUCCUGAUAGACAAGAUAUUCAAAAAUCUAUGACUGCCUUCAAAAAUCUUUCAGCCCAGUGUCAAGAAGUACGAAAAAGGAAAGAGCUUGAGCUGCAGAUUCUGACGGAAGCCAUCCGGAGCUGGGAGGGGGACGACAUUAAGACUCUGGGCAAUGUUGUGUACAUGUCGCAGGUCAUGAUUCAGUGUGCAGGAAGCGAGGAAAAGAAUGAAAGAUAUCUUCUGCUCUUCCCCAACCUUUUACUAAUGCUAUCUGCCAGCCCCAGGAUGAGCGGUUUCAUCUAUCAGGGAAAGCUACCAACGACAGGAAUGACAAUCACAAAGCUUGAGGACAGCGAAAACCAUAGAAACGCGUUUGAAAUAUCAGGGAGCAUGAUUGAGCGGAUACUGGUAUCUUGCAACAACCAACAGGACCUCCAUGAAUGGGUGGACCACCUGCAGAAGCAGACGAAGGUCACAGCCAUGGGCAACCCCACCAUCAAGCCCCACUCUGUGCCAUCCCACACCCUCCCCUCCCACCCCAUCCCUCCAUCCAGCAAGCACGCAGACAGUAAGCCCGUGGCGCUGGCGCCCACGUACCACACGCUUCCCCACCCCUCCCACCACGGCGCCACGCAUACCACCAUCAGUUGGGGACCUCUGGAGCCUCCGAAGACCCCCAAGCCGUGGAGCCUGAGCUGCCUGCGGCCUGCGCCUCCCCUCCGGCCCUCGGCUGCCCUCUGCUACAAGGAGGAUCUUAGUAAGAGCCCCAAGACCAUGAAGAAGCUGCUGCCCAAGCGCAAGCCGGAGCGGAAGCCUUCAGAUGAGGAGUUUGCCUUGAGGAAGAGCACGGCUGCCCUAGAAGAAGACGCCCAGAUUCUGAAAGUCAUCGAAGCCUACUGCACAAGCGCCAAAACGCGGCAGACGCUGAAUUCCACAUGGCAAGGCACUGACCUGAUGCAUAAUCACGUCUUGGCUGAUGACGACCAAUCAAGUCUAGACUCCUUGGGUCGUCGCAGUAGCCUUUCUCGUUUGGAGCCCUCAGACCUCUCGGAAGACUCUGAGUAUGACAGUAUAUGGACAGCCCAUAGUUACAGAAUGGGCUCCGCAUCUCGUUCACGCAAAGAAUCUGCUCCGCAAGUGCUGCUUCCAGAAGAAGAGAAAAUCAUAGUUGAAGAAACUAAAAGUAAUGGUCAGACAGUGAUGGAGGAAAAGAGCCUUGUCGAUACUGUGUAUGCAUUAAAGGAUGAAGUACAAGAGUUACGACAGGAUAACAAAAAGAUGAAGAAGUCUUUGGAAGAGGAGCAGAGGGCCCGCAAAGACCUGGAAAAGCUGGUACGGAAGGUUCUAAAGAACCUGAAUGACCCUGCUUGGGACGAGACCAAUCUAUAAGGCUGACUGGUUCUGUGAGCUGAGGACCUGUGACCAGGUGAGCCAGACAGGGCGACGUCCGGGAUGGAAGAACAUUGUCAUCAUGCGCAGAUAGCAACGAUCACACCGUCACGGAAGAGGCCAGGUUGCGCUCAACCCCCUCUGCUGACAUCUUGAGUACCUCACUUGGCAAUAAGUUUGGUGACUGACUAAAGUCUGCCUUUCGGACUUUUCAGUUGAGUGUGUAGACACCACACAUGCGUACUUCUGUAAAUACUUCAUUCUGAACGUACAUCCAUGACUGUGUCUGGGCUGACCCUCUUACUAGGACUUCUCACCAACCCCCGGCUCCAGGAGGUGCACUUGGGCCCCAUUGCAGGCAGAGGGGUGGAAGGCGCCUCUGGCAGGCCUGGGUCCUGAGCCAGCUGGUCCCCAGGGUACCGUGUUGGCAUGUUCCCCGCCGGCGCACUAUGCCAGCUUGACCUGGUGUCAUUGGUCUUCUCUUGCAGCAGUAUUCUGCCCAGAAGCCUGUGAUGUGCCACAGGGACACAGGCCCAGUGGGACCUGGCCCCAAAUUCCGGGCCAUGGACACCAUCAGGCACAUCUGGAAGCUGACUCCUGCCGCCUCAUGCAGGACUCCUCUCAGUGCAGGGGGCAUGGCCCAGGCUGUCCCACACAGGCUCCUGUAGAAACCUGUUAAUACUCUACCAUUACAGCCUCCCCAGAGAGAAAACUAGAAUCUGUACAUAAAUGUUAUUUAUUAUUCACGCCACAGCCAGUCAGAACCACCUGAGGCAGCGCUGUGAGCAGUGGGCGGGUUUUCACUUUAGCCCACUUUCACCCUGAGAACUGUUUUGUCAUGGAUGUGGCCAGCAUUGUCUCAUGACCACUGAAAACCCACUUCUCCCUCAUUCGGCAAGAAUAAAGCAAUACUAAGUGCAGCUGAGUAGGUCCACCGGUGGGGAGACGGUCAGGAGCCCUCACCUCACCCCGGUUCCUUGCCUCCCUGGGCCUGGGGGCUCCAGACAACCAGCAGCCUGGGCGGGAGAGCCUGGUUCAGCUGUAGCAAUAAGUUAUGGCGGCGCAGCAACUUGCCAUCGGCGCUCCUCCUCCAGGGAGGUCGGGCCUGAAGUAAGAGCCACUUUUUUUUUGCAGGAAAAUGAUAUCUCUUUCCCAGAUACACAGCACUUCCGAGUUGCUCGACCCCGACAUGCACUCUGCCCGUCACUCUGACCAGGGUCCUCAGGAGAAGCCUCUGGAAGCCUUUGAGCUGGGUGCCCAGAGGUGCUCUGUUUUCCAGUGUUCCGGUUCCUCCCCUGCUCUUGUUGCCUGCAGCCCCCGUCCCCGCGGGCCCCCGGGUUCCACGCAGGAUUGCUCACUUCUGUACUUGCACUCUUCCACUUCCCACAGGGACCAGACAUGAUCACGUCCUGUUUCCUUGUUCAGAAACCCUAUUUUUACAAGUGUUUUGGCGACUCGUAAGAUGUGUUGAAAAGCAGAUUUUCACUCAGGAACCAUUCUUCUGGGAUCUCUCUUCCCGGGCAGUGGGUGCUGAGUCACUGAAGGCUGUCCUCCACUCCCUGGACCGCCUCCUCUAGACCUGCCUUAACGACUCGCCUGAGGUGGUUCCUGAGAACGCCGUGUUUUUAACACCCCCUCCCCAAACUGGGCGUUGAGGUUUCUACCUGCAGACCACCCUGUGGGCUCUGGGGAGUGGGAGCCCACACCAUUCCUUCUAAAACCCACCCUGCUGUACAUACCUAUGGCCUUUGCACAGGGACUCAUGGAGGGUGGGGCUCGGAUCCUGACGUCACAGCGAUGCUGUUUACCAAGGCCACCCUCUGCCCAGUCUCCGAGGAGUAAGGGACGAAGCCAUCUCCUGUCCUAUAGAUGUGAAGCACUUUCCGUGUGAAACCGCGCUGAGAUGUUAGCCGUGUGUGGAGCUGCAGAGUAUGCCGAACACCUCCAUGUUCUCUGCAGCCAUGCACUCUGGUGCUGGGCCUUAAACACCUGCUGCUGCCUGUGUGCACCUCCCCAAUGCCAAUCUCUCCCACUCUGGGACACCCGGGCGCCGGCCCCAGGGGAAGCUGCGUGCAGGCAGUGUCCUGGUGUUGACUACUACAAUGUUUGUGCUACAUCGUUGUAAUUAAUUAAACUGAUUAUUUUUCCUAUUUCA
This is a messenger RNA of Dipodomys spectabilis (banner-tailed kangaroo rat), 4768 nucleotides long. It is a transcript of the gene Arhgef7, whose product is annotated as Rho guanine nucleotide exchange factor 7. The coding region runs from base 25 to 2613 and encodes 862 amino acids. The record is from RefSeq and is a predicted model, not a curated record. Gene Ontology annotation, molecular function: guanyl-nucleotide exchange factor activity; protein binding. The transcript is spliced from 22 exons. Lineage: Eukaryota; Metazoa; Chordata; Mammalia; Rodentia; Heteromyidae. Gene Ontology annotation, biological process: intracellular signal transduction.